Vespa crabro (European hornet) is the source of this 3598-nucleotide messenger RNA. RefSeq names its product protein cueball (gene cue). Lineage: Eukaryota; Metazoa; Arthropoda; Insecta; Hymenoptera; Vespidae. The transcript is spliced from 7 exons. The coding region runs from base 583 to 2352 and encodes 589 amino acids. The record is from RefSeq and is a predicted model, not a curated record.
CGUUCGCCAUUUGGUAGAGUCGCAUUACAGUAGUAAACGUUAUAACAGUAUUCCGUCGCGCCAAUGACCGAACGCCUGCGGAGGGCGACGCGAAGCGUCGGUAGAACGCACAUUUAGUCACGAACGGACACACAGUUCGCGUUCAGCCACCGUAACGCGACGUAACGUUGAUGGUAAGGUGAUACUCUUUCGUAGCUCUCAAUAAAAGAGAAACGAAAGAGAAUUAAAUAAGAAACUUGUUGAGAAAAACAAAAUAUUCUUUGAAGAGAAUUCGUUUGAAACAGUUUCGAAUCGAUCGUAUUUCAUUUGAUCCGGUGAAUUUAAUCUUGAAGAGAAAAAAAAAGUUGACCGAAAAAGAUUUAGCGAAUAAAUAAAAACGGAAAAAGAAAGAGUAAAGAAAAAAAGGAAAAGAAAAAAAAAACGAAAAAAGAGAAAGACAAACGUGUUUACGGUGAAAAGACAUUUAUCUCUGUCUAUUUCUCUCUCUCUCUCUCUAUCUAUCUCUCUCUCUCUCUCUCUCUCUCUCUCUCUCUCUCUCUCUUACUCUCUCGCGUUACUAGUGUAAAUGUAUUCGUGAUAAAGAUGUCCCGACAAUCGCGAAAUUUCUUAACUGCCUUCGUCUUCAUCGUGUUAGCCGUUUUCACAAUCACGAGUGAUGCCAGGUCAUGGGAUAUCGCCGUUGUGAUCGGCGACAAGAUAGAAUUUUUCACACAAAAUCAAACUCUUACGGUAACAGUCGAUGGAGCCGUUUCAUUAACUGGAAUAGCUUACGAUGAUCAAACAAGAAAAUUGUAUCUUAGUGACUCUCAUAGCAACAUAUCGAUUUUUAGUAACGACUUAGCGGAAAAGAAUUUUAGUUCGAAACCACUGUUAAAGGCAAAGCAGGAUGAGACGAACAUCGUGGCGACAGCCUUUGAUACAAACUCUCGUACGCUUUUCUGGAUCGACGCCUUGAAGAGAAUGAUCAUGAAGAUGCACAUACCGAUGGACGGUCCUCCGGAAGAACCCGUUAUUCUGCAUAAUCUCACAGAAAUACCACGUGGUAUCGCACUAGACACGUGUAACAGUCAUAUCUACUGGAGCAACAGCAACCGCAAGAAUUCCACCAUUGAAAGAUCCAACAUGGAUGGUACCAAUCGAACGAUCAUAAUCAGGGGAGAUCUUUACGUACCAACAGGUCUAGCAAUCGAUUAUGAAGAAGGUAAACUCUAUUGGACUGACGAUGAAGAAGGUAUACAUGUAAAGAUUGAACGUAGCAAUCUCGAUGGUACUGAACGUGAAAAGAUCUUGAAGAAUAGAAAUCAACAACCUGUUUAUAUCGCCGUCGAUAAGGAUUUUAUCUACUGGUCAGAUUGGGUACAUAAAGCUAUUUGGAUGAUGGCUAAAAAUUCCACCGAUCACGAAUCACCGGUCAAAUUUAAAUCCUAUCGCAAAUUGAACAAAGAUUCUGAUCCUAACGCCAUUAUUACACGAGACAACGUUGGUACCAUCGAUUGUUCUGCUAUAUCCAAAAGAAGAUUAGAAAAAGAGAAACUUGCUGAAAAGAAACAAAAAAGUUCUCUUCUCGAAUCUUACAAUAACUUAACGACUAAUACCAAAGAUGUUAAAACGGAAAACUCUCAAUUGUGUCUCAAUGGUGGUUCCUUCGAUCGUAUCGAAAGUUCUUGUCGUUGUAAAUUUGGAUAUACGGGUUCCAUAUGCGAAAUAUCCCUCUGCCAGAAUUAUUGUCUUCAGGGUGAUUGUAUCGUUAACAAUUUCGGUAAAGCAGAGUGUAAAUGUAUCGGCACGUUUACCGGUAAACGAUGUGAAAGAGACAUUUGCGAGGGUUAUUGUCUUCACGAUGGCGAAUGUUUGGUCCAAAACAACAUACCUGUCUGCGAAUGUAAAAAUUCAAAGGGCGAACGUUGCGAAAUUCUUCCUGACAUACCUGUGCUCAACGUUGACAAAUCUUCCUGCGGUUUAAUAUGUGCCGAAAACAACUAUACCUCUGAAAAGAUGCUAACCCUAAAUGAAAAUUGCGAAUCGAAGACAUUAUUAUUCGUACUUAUCGCUCUCAUCAUUGUACUUAUUAUACUGAUCCUCGUGAUGAGUUUCUACCUGCAUAAAUUACGUCGUCGACCACGAAUCAAGAAGAGAUUCGUAGUUAGUAAAGGUGGUAUUACGCCAUUAACAUCCAGACCACAGCUAACGGAUAAUCAAUGCGAAAUAACUAUAGAAAAUUGCUGCAACAUGAAUAUCUGCGAAACACCAUGUUUCGAACCAAAAUUACGAACUCCGGUGACAAAGAAUAAUAAAACGAAAAAGGACGAGAAGAAUUCUCUAUUGGAUAAUAUGGAGGGAAAUUCGUGCUAACGCAAACUAAAUUUCUCGUCGUAUAAAAUGGCGAAUACUCGACGGAUUCCACGUAAGCUCGUCACGAAAUUUUUGCUCGCGGUGAUAGAUGUCUGUAUAUUUUUCGAAAGACUCUAUCUAGUAUUGUUGUUAAGUUUGGUGAAUGCAUAUGUGCCUGCAUAGGGCAAGAUGAAAGGAUGAAUUAACUGAACGAAAAAAAAUAUAUAAAUCAAGUAAAAAAGAAAGAUAGAAAGGGACGAAAGCCAAAGGUCUUUAAAAGAGUCCUAUUCCUUAUUGGGUCGUAUAUGUAGGGCUGUGCUUUUACAAUGGUUAUUUCGUUCGAUUAAUGAAAUCAUAGCGUGAUUUACUUAAUUUUUUUUUCCUUGUAAUUCAAUAAGUUACGUACUUAGGGGACAAUUUUUUCUUUUUCUCUUUUUUUCCUUUUUUAUAUAGUAACGGUGAUAUAUAUAUAUAUAUAUAUCACCGUUAUGUGUAUAUAUAUAUAUAUAUAUAUAUUUAAAGAGAGAGAGAAAACAAAAAGUAAAGUAAAACUAUACAUUUAACGGACGAUCUUUAUCAUACAAAAGAGGUCUGUCUUGAAGUAAUUUAUUACCUCAUUAAACAGCAAUUAUCAUCUUUCUUCUUCAUUCGAUUAAACAAUGAAAAAAUUAUUUUUCAGAAAAAUAUAAAUAUGAUUAUAAAUAAACUUUCAAAAAUUUUUUUUUUAAUCUUAGUAAUAUAAAUUUAGAAUUGUUAGCAAACGAACGGAAGCUGCCACAUUUUGUGCAUUAUAGUAAUAUAUAUAUAUAUAUAUAUAUAUAUAUAUAUAUAUAUAUAUAUAUAUAUAUAUAUAUGUAUAUUCAUAUAUAUACGUACAUAUAUAUUAUAAUAUAUAUGUAUAUAUAUUUAAAGUUUACAACAAGAGCUACGCUUAACGUAAUACUUGUGCAAUAUAUGCAAAAGCUGCCUUAUAAACCAAAAUAACUUGAUUGAUUGUUUGAAAAGUAUCAUAGAGUACAUUCCUAAGAAAGAAUGUCAUUAGCUUGAUUAAUAAUAAGUACCGAACAGGUCAUAUUUUUUUCUUCCUUUUAUAUCGAAGAUUUCUGAUAUAAAAUACAAAAAAUAUAAACACACAGACACAAACGAAAAUAUUUUCUACUUCAAACAAAAAGUCGAACCAACUCUCAUAACUUGAAGUUAUCGCUAAAAAUAAUUAAUUUCAUGAUCAACAAUUAAUUACUUACAAUAAACAUCAAUGUAUAUAUAA